Messenger RNA from Erpetoichthys calabaricus (reedfish), 3358 nucleotides. It is a transcript of the gene irf10, whose product is annotated as interferon regulatory factor 10. Bases 98 to 1405 code for a protein of 435 amino acids. Lineage: Eukaryota; Metazoa; Chordata; Cladistia; Polypteriformes; Polypteridae. The record is from RefSeq and is a predicted model, not a curated record. The transcript has 9 exons. Gene Ontology annotation, cellular component: nucleus. Gene Ontology annotation, molecular function: DNA-binding transcription factor activity, RNA polymerase II-specific; RNA polymerase II cis-regulatory region sequence-specific DNA binding; protein binding. Gene Ontology annotation, biological process: regulation of transcription by RNA polymerase II; immune system process.
AGGACCAAAGUUCAAUUGCCAUUCACAUCCCUGGUCAAGUUGCUCUGACAGUUCUUGCAUAGACAAAUUUCUGUCAAUCCAACUCUGACUGUCAAAAAUGGAAGACAACAGCAAGAAUAUGAGACUGCGAGAGUGGCUCAUUGCACAGAUAGAAAGCGGAAAGUACGCAGGAUUAAGCUGGGAAAACCACGAAAAAACCAUGUUUAGGAUUCCAUGGAAACACGCUGCCAAACAAGACUACAACCAAAACGAAGACGCUGCGCUUUUUAAGGCCUGGGCUGUAUACAAAGGCAAGUUUCGAGAAGGGAAAGACAAAGCAGACCCUUCAGCCUGGAAGACAAGGUUGAGAUGCGCUCUGAACAAAAGUACUGACUUCCAGGAAGUACCUGAUCGAAGUCAGCUGGAUAUCUCAGAACCCUACAAAGUGUAUGAGAUUCUGCAAGAGGGUGGAAAAAAGACAGAUAAACCAUGCACUCCAGACACUGCUACGCCAACAGUCUUUCCUACAAGCCUCCAAAAGAAUUCUCAAGGUACCUCUCCUGUUCUGUCUCCUCAGUUUAUGCAGGUGGAUUCUGAAUGGAAAGAUUCUCAAGUUCAGUGCCGUCCAGUUGCUUCUGUGAAAGCUCAUGUACAAGAUUCCAGUCAUUCUAUGGAAUGUGAUGGUCAUGUUAAAGGUUCAUUCUAUACUUGGACACUACCAGGAGCCCAAAUUACACAGACCCAAACUCUACAGAGUUUGACUUUGCCAACACAGAUUCCGAUAUCAGAUUUUCGUCUGAAUGUGCGCCUUUUCUACCAAGGCAUUUUGGUUCGAGAUUUUACUACAAGUACUGCCGAUGGAUGUCGGAUCCUUCAUGGCACAGUACCGAUAGAAAAUGAACAAAUUUAUGGCCCAUCAGCAAUGGAGCAUGUUCAGUUUCCCCCACCUGAGCAGUCACGAGCUGGUCAAAGGGUUGUAGAUGCCAUGAAUCGGCUCCUGCCCCACCUGGAGAGAGGGGUCUUGUUGUGGGUUGCUCCAGAUGGCGUCUUUGUGAAACGUCUUUGUCAAGGACGUGUCUACUGGAACGGCCCACUGGCUCAACAUUCUGAUCGACCAAAUAAACUAGAACGGGAGAGGACAUGCAAGCUGUUGGAUGUUCAACUGUUUCUUCAAGAACUACAAGAAUAUUUUAGAAAUGGCCGUCAAAGUCCUCGUUUUGAAAUUAUCCUGUGCUUCGGAGAGGAAUUCCCUGAUCCAGCUCAAGACAAAUCUAAAAAGCUCAUAACUGCUUAUAUUGAGCCUGUUUUUGCAAGGGAACUGUACCUGAAUAGGAAAUCUAUUAAUGCUGGCCGGUCACAGUUUUUGACAAAAUCAAAUGGUGAGAGUGGGCCUCAUGGAAACCUCAAGUGUGUGAUCCAGCAGUAAUAUAACCACAAAUAUGGACUUCAUCAUCCCAACACUACUACAUUUAAGCUUGGAACAUGUGAGACUUCAUGCCUAUAAAAUACUGUUCCAAGCAACAGGAUUUAACAGCCAUCAUAACUCGAAACUUUCUCAAAAUCACUGGACAGUUAAACUCUCUUCUGAACAUCAUUUUAAUAAUUUUGAAAUAACUUAAAAUAGUUUAUAAAAUAACAUUCUAUUUUUUUAUUGCAUCUUUAAUAUUGAAAAUCUAUUUUUUUAUGUUUUUCCUUUUUAUUGGCUUUAAUUUUUUUGUAUUGUUUUUUAUAAUUGUGAGCAGUGUAACAAUCAUAAUUCAUUUAUUUUAGUAUGUUAAUUUCAAGGCAGAAUUUCUAGUCAGCAGAACACGUGGAGCUCCCUUAAACUAUUAUAGUUAGUAGCUGCUAAAUUUAUUCAUUUCUUCCCCAUGUUUUCUCUGUAAUAUUAACAGUUAAAUGUUUUAGGGUGUAAAGAUAAUGGGAAACAAAAAAAAAAUUUAAAUAUUAAAAUAGCUUAUUCAUUUUAUGAAUAAGUUCUCCUUGUUGACAACUAUAGGCAUACCUUCCUUUGUGACUACAGUGGAUUUACAUGAGAGCUUUUUCAUCCAUUUUUUUUUUUUUUGCUUUCAGUUUUCAUGCAAAUAAAAAUUGAGGAAUCAUCUUGUCCAAUUACUGUGAACAUUUUAUAUAUUGGGAGUCCUGUUUCCCUGUACAAGAAUGUGAAUGUUAUAGUUUUACAUUGCUUAUUUUUCUGGUUAUUGCUUAGAAGCAGGAGUAAUUGUAUUGCAAUACUAACCAUAAUUAGUUACUGACUAAACAAAAAGUGAUACUGUAAAAUUGUAUGUUUUUGAUUUAAACAUCCAUAACAGAGGUGAAGAGUGGAAGACAGAAAAUGUACUGUAGUAUAUUGAAAAACAAAUUAAUUAUGCAUAUACUGUCAGUUAUCAAAACCUCUUUAGUUUUAAAAAUUAAAAAUGCUAUAGUCUCGGCAAUAUGCUUAAAAAGAAAUACGCAUCCAGGGAUGUUGAGCAUGUUUCUUGGUGUACUUGUUCAUUCGGCCUGGAAAUGCUUCUGUUUCUCCCUGCUGUUGAAGAUUUUUACAGACCCAUGUAAAGGAUAGGAAAUCAACAGCAUGGCUUGCAAUGAAGAAGUAAAAUUUUCUAUAAACACAGUUAAAGAUGAAAAGACAGAAUCUUUAGAGCACUGAUCUAGUCUUUUGUUCCAAACAAGCACUCCAGUUUUAUAUACAAGGACAGUGGCUGUAUUUCUUUAGAGAUCCUCAAGUGCUCAUACAAGCUGGUUAUGCUUUUACUUUCUCAAAGAAAAAUUAACGUCUUCUAUAUAAAGUAGUAUUUCUUGUCAUAAUUCCUAAAAUCAGAUCAUCCUGACUAAAUCGUGCCGAAUAUUUAUCAUACAUUAGCUUAGCAUUUCUUUGACAAAUUUGAAAAGCAGGGUCAACACAUGAAACUCAAAAGUAUUUUUGUUUAAUUUAAAAUGAAAUUAAAGAUUACCUUCAUUUCUCUCAUUUAACACACAAAAAUAUUUAUAAAUAUCAGGUGGACCACGGAUACAUUUAAAAGUGACUUCCUGUUUUCUUUGUAGGAUUUUAUUGUAUUGUUUAUUGGCUUACCAGUUCUUAUCUAAAACACUGACAAUAAUGUAAUUUUGAUAUUUUUACCUUUUAGAGUUUUUUUGUAAAAUCAAAAUCAGCUGUGAAUUUUUAUACAUUGUUAAUAUAAGAAAUGUAUAUGCUCUGCCAUAUCCUAUUUUUCAUUGAUGUGUAAACGAUAAGGCAUAGUAAAUAAUGGGGGAUAGGUUGUGUUCUGAUUCUCAUUUUCUUUUAAGAAGUCUCUGAACUUCAAUUAACGUUUCAUUUAUGGCAUGUUUGGAACUUCACAACACUGUUUCAAUGCUUUAAUAAAUAAAAUGUUAACUUCUA